Messenger RNA from Carassius carassius (crucian carp), 1529 nucleotides. RefSeq names its product snurportin-1-like. Bases 28 to 1125 code for a protein of 365 amino acids. Gene Ontology annotation, molecular function: protein binding; nuclear import signal receptor activity. Gene Ontology annotation, cellular component: nucleus; cytoplasm. Gene Ontology annotation, biological process: protein import into nucleus; snRNA import into nucleus. The record is from RefSeq and is a predicted model, not a curated record. The transcript has 9 exons. Lineage: Eukaryota; Metazoa; Chordata; Actinopteri; Cypriniformes; Cyprinidae.
AAUUUUGGUAGGCCGUGGUGAGGCGUGAUGACGUCAGCGCGCCAUUGCGUUCCAACGCGUGUUUCUCUGCAGAAGUCCAUCAUGGAGGCUCUGACCCAGGCUCUCUCCUCCAGCUUCUCUGUAUCCAGAGAACCAAACAGCACUUCUGCUCCCCAUCCACGCCUGGCCCAGUACAAGAGCAAAUACAGCAUCCUGGAGCAGAGUGAACGGCGCAGGAGGUUCCUGGAGCUGCAGAAAGAGAAAAGGCUAAACUACGUGAAUCACGCCCGUCGGCUGGCUGAUGGAGACUGGACCGGAGCUGACAGCGAGGAUGAGGAGGAUGAAGAGAAGAAGAGUCCGAGGCAGCUGGAGAACAGCGCUGAUGAAGAAGGGAUGGAGAUCGAGCAGAGGAAAAAGCUACCGAAGCAUUAUGCUAACCAGCUGAUGCUGUCAGAGUGGUUAGUGGAUGUCCCUGCAGAUCUGGGCUCUGAUUGGCUGAUGGUGGUUUGUCCAGUUGGGAAGCGUUCCCUCGUUGUUGCCUCCAAGGGAUCCACGUCAUCUUACACCAAGAGUGGCUACUGUGUCAAUCGAUUCCCUUCCCUCAUACCUGGUGGCAACAGACACAACUCUGCAGUAGGAAAAGAUUACACCAUCCUGGACUGCAUCUACAGUGACGUGGACAGAACAUACCACAUCCUGGAUGUCAUGUGCUGGAGGGGACAUCCUGUGUAUGACUGCUCAACAGAGUUCCGUUUCUACUGGUUGCAGUCUAAAGUGGAAGAGGUCGAAGGUCUUUCUGAAAUAUCCAGGAUUAAUCCUUUCCGGUUUGUGAGUCUGAACAGCAUCAGCUGUUUGACAGAGUCCAUCCAGACUGCUCUUGCACAUGAGUACAACUUUACAUUGGUCGGCUGGCUCAGACCCUAUAUGGUGGCAGAUAUCUUGGGCAUCGAGGUGCCACAGUGUCCACUCACCAGCAAACCUGAUUAUGCCAGCCAUCAGCUUCAGCAGAUCCUGGAGCACAAGAAAACCUCUACAAAAGUUCGUCCGGCUGACCAAAACGGCCGAUAUGAACUGGAACAUCUGUCCACGCCAGAGGCACAGCUGGAGAACUCUCACAGCACUCAGAAAGAGAUCAUGGAGGCCUGAGUAUCUUUUUUAGAGAGCACUUUUCUCAAGCCUGUGCAUGACUGUGAGGAUGAUCUCAUUUCAGGAGAACACUUAUGUCAAUGGGUUUUUAACUGCUAUAUUUAAAAUUACAAUUCAGUUCUAAGUAUUUCUGUAAUCGCAAAAAUUAAUCUAUUCGGCUUUGUUUGCAGAUAUUAUUUUAGGAAACAUAUAGGUAUAAAUGAUAGUAAACCCUAAUGCUCUGCUGAAUUCAGCUACUCUGUUUAGUCAUGCAUCUUCACUGGAUUUUAUAUAUAGCUUUUUAAUUCAGUCUUUUCUGUGGAAAAUGAGAUCAUUAAAAUUCAGCUGGUGAAGAAGCUUAUGAGUAGUUUUUUUUUUAAAUUUGUGUUAUGACCUCAAUAAAGUUUUACUGUCUGUAUUGUUAA